Daphnia magna is the source of this 867-nucleotide messenger RNA. RefSeq lists its product as uncharacterized. The transcript has a single exon. Lineage: Eukaryota; Metazoa; Arthropoda; Branchiopoda; Diplostraca; Daphniidae. Gene Ontology annotation, molecular function: nucleic acid binding. The record is from RefSeq and is a predicted model, not a curated record. Bases 1 to 867 code for a protein of 288 amino acids.
AUGUAUUCGGGAAAAACCCAGACAUUUAGAUGCGUCCCCAAGCAUUUUAAAGUCUUAAUAUCCGACCCAGCAAUCCACAACCUUCUGGCAAUGCGAAAAACCGAAUGGAUUUUUUCGGCCAGCCUAGCUCCAUGGUGGGGAGGGUUUUGGGAACGCAUGGUGUGGACUAUGAAGGAUUUACUGAGACCCUCCAAUGGUCGUGCAUGUUUGGAAUACAACAAGCUGGAGGUUAGUCUUAUCGAGACCGAGAGGGUGGUGAAUGCCCGCCCACUCACCUACGUGGCAGAAGGGAGCGACGACCCGCUCACUAUCAACCCGAACCAGUUUCUCAAUAAUAGGUGUUCGAACUGCACCCCGCCGGAGCCAGCAGUAAACCACAUGGCUCCCGAUGCAACAAACGUGAAACUACUGGAAAUGAAUCGUCAACGUAGAGAGUAUGUCAGCGACAUCUGCGAACGCUUCGUCACUGACUACCUACUCCAGAUCGACAAGUUUUACUAUAAGGGAGGAACCGGUCGAAAGAUCCGGGUAGGAGAGGUUGUCAUCAUUCACGAUGACAACACCAAGCGCCUUAUGUGGACAGUAGGAGUAGUGAAGGAGUUAAUCACUAGCAGAGACGGGUUGAUCCGUUCAGAUAUGGUCAAAACGCUCAACGGAAACCUGAUCAACCGCAUCAUCCAAUUGCUACAUCCCUUAGAGCUACGUGAGGACCAACAGGAAGACGUCGAGGUUUCACCUACGCUUGAGCUGGAGCCGGAACAAGAAGAGGCAUCUCCAUCCGUGUCCGUCGCAUAUCCAGUAGAACAGGAAGAGCAAUUGACCAUGGGCUCGGCUGGGGAGUGUGUUGGGAAUAAAACUUAUUCCUAA